GCCAUUUUCUUAUCCUUUCAAAUCUAUCCCAGGGAGUCAAAUGACCCAUCAAGAACAGCACUGUAUAUCAGAAAAACAAGCAGUAGCAAGAGAGGAAGAUUUUUAUUGACAGCCCAAGAAUGGCAUCAUCCUCAGUUCUUCCAUUUUCGUCAUCAUUCCGAAGUUGGUUCCAUCCUUGUUUGGCAUCAAAAAUUACCUUCACCAGAAGAACAAAUUCCUUAUCCAUUGUCACUCGCUCUAGUCUCUCCGACAACUCUGCUCUCCUCCAAGCAGCCAAGCACACCGUGGAUUCUUAUGUCAAAAGUGGUAUGGUGGUUGGAUUUGGAGCUGGUCAUGCUUCUGAUUUGGCCAUACAUUACUUGGGUCAGCAACUUAAGGCUGGUGCACUAAAAGAUAUAGUUGGCACACCCACAUGUGUUGGUAGUGCAAGUGUGGCAGCCAAGGUAGGCAUUCCCUUGGAACAAUAUGAGGGAAGCUCAAAAAUUGAUGUAGCAUUUAGUGAUGCUGAUGUUAUAGAGGAGGUGACACUUUCUGCCAUUAUAGGGCGUCGGAAAAUGAUGGGAGAGGAGUCAAUUAUUCAAGAAAAGACUAUUCUUGGAGCUGCCGAAAAGCUUGUCUUCAUUGUCACUGAGAAGCAGUAUAGAAGUGAUCUGGAUGGAUCAAUCCCCGUUUUAAUACAAUCUUUUAACUGGAUGGAAACUGCUGAAGAGAUUGAUGAUCUAUUCCUUGGUGAUGCUGAGGUCUGGAGGAGACCAUCUGUAGGGUAUGCUGGCCCCCUUGGUGGUGACUUCCCAAUGGUGACAAAAGAAGGGCAUAAUGUGCUAGAUUUAAUAUUUACAUCCCCAAUCAUAAGCCUUGCUGAUGUAGCCAAUUGUCUUGAACAAGUUGAUGGUGUUGUAGAGCAUGGAAUUAUAUGCAGGAUUCCGUGUACUGCAGUCAUUGCUUCUGAGAACGGGCAGCGCAUUAUCGACAACAAUUUGAUUCUUGAAGCAGGGAGAGCUUAACUGAUAUAGUAGCUUGCUCCACACUCUCUGGAACUACAGCUGCAAACCCUUUAAUGAGAAAUCUAAUCAGAGUAAUCUUGCAUUAGAAAUGAACAACAUUGGAAUUGCUGAUGAAACCUUAAAAACUCUACUAGAAGUUCUUCAAACCGUUGUCUGAAUGGUAGAUAUUGUUGAUGUAGUAUCUCUGAUUUUGUGGAAUUCUGGUAUAAAAUCUUGGGACAUUUUUGGCAGUUGCUAAGUUGCCGCUCUGACCACAUCAGUCAGCUGCGUCAUUGUCA
Molecule: messenger RNA, 1282 nt
Organism: Coffea eugenioides
Lineage: Eukaryota; Viridiplantae; Streptophyta; Magnoliopsida; Gentianales; Rubiaceae
Product: probable ribose-5-phosphate isomerase 4, chloroplastic
Exons: 9
Coding region: 120-1004 (294 amino acids)
Biological process (GO): pentose-phosphate shunt, non-oxidative branch
Molecular function (GO): ribose-5-phosphate isomerase activity
Source: RefSeq, a predicted model, not a curated record